GAUGACGAGGCGUCGACCGUAUGGACCGUGAGGUGAGGGUGUCAGCAGAUGAUUGGACGGUCACAGAUAAAGAAUGCUUUAAAACGGCCCUCCGUUCUGACCGGAGCAUCUUCUUCUGGAGGAAGACCGUCUCAGCAGCGUGAUGAAGACUUGUGUGGUCCUCGCUCUCUUCCUGAUGGCAGGUGUGUCUCUUGCAGACAUCCUGAAGAGAAUCAUCGGUGGUAGGAGGUGUACACCACAGGAAGAACAACAUUAUGUGUUCCUGGAGACAACAGACCCUACUGGUGCAGGUUUCAUCUGUUCUGGUUCCGUCAUUGGGAGGGGGAGGACUGGUCUCUGGGUUCUCACUGCAGCACACUGUGAUGAAGGUGGACCGUCGUUCACCGUUAAAUCAGCUGAUCGAAGUGUGACACAGACCGUAGGCAGACCUCAAACUUUUCAACACCCCACCGCUGACGUCAUGCUGUUGAGGCUGAGCCAGCCCAUGACUCCCAUCCGCCUCGCCACUGAUGCUGAAUGUACUGCUCUCAGGAACCGCCUAAACGCCAAAAAACCUGAAACGUUUCGUAUUACUGCUCGAGACACACAAGCUCGGGCAGAUUACUUCAAAUACGGUGGAGGAGUAAAUCCAGAUGUGACCAUGUGUGCAAGCAUCAUCGUGAAAACACUGGGACCUUUUAAUGGCGUCGUCGUACAUACAAAUCAAGUCAGCCAGAACGAGUGUUGCCGUGGCCUACCUACUCCUGGCUGCAAGACCUGCGGUGGGGAUUCUGGUUCAGGAUAUAUUUCUAUUAAUGCUCUGUAUGCAGUUCAUGGAGGAAUUGGUGAAAAGAACCUCACAAAUGGGAUGAUCAUCCCAAAUUUUAGGGACGCGGAUGGAUUCACCAUCUGUGACACCAACAUUCGUCAAUGGAUCGAUCAGACUAUGAUGGCUCAUCCUUAAGUGUCCCAGCUGUGUGACGUUUGCCUGUGAGCAACAA
Molecule: messenger RNA, 980 nt
Organism: Cololabis saira (Pacific saury)
Lineage: Eukaryota; Metazoa; Chordata; Actinopteri; Beloniformes; Belonidae
Product: kallikrein-7-like
Exons: 5
Coding region: 143-943 (266 amino acids)
Biological process (GO): proteolysis
Molecular function (GO): serine-type endopeptidase activity
Source: RefSeq, a predicted model, not a curated record